Molecule: messenger RNA, 2631 nt
Organism: Sphaerodactylus townsendi
Lineage: Eukaryota; Metazoa; Chordata; Lepidosauria; Squamata; Sphaerodactylidae
Gene: DAPP1
Product: dual adaptor of phosphotyrosine and 3-phosphoinositides 1
Exons: 9
Coding region: 200-1021 (273 amino acids)
Source: RefSeq, a predicted model, not a curated record
ACUUUGCUGCAGGCAGGGAGGGACUCACUUUCACUUCCUCCUUCACUUUGAACAGCAGCAACAGCAGCUUGGUGGAGUUUUCUGCAGCUGUCAAUAGAAGAAAGCCAAAGCAGAGGAUUGCCAGUCUGUUUCCCAGCUCCCAUCUUUUCCUCCCCGAAGUGAGUGGUACCCUGAAGAGGAGCAGCAGCAGGUGUUACGGAUGGGCAUAACCGAGAUGGAAGAAAGAGAGAGGAUGAGCUACCAGGAGGACCACCACUUGGGGCACGGUGAUGUGGAAGAGGAGCUCCAGAGCCUGGGAUGGUAUCAUGACAGUCUUACUCGGCAUGCAGCGGAGGCUCUUCUUCUUUCCAAUGGGAGCGACGGGAGUUACCUCUUACGGAAGAGCAAUGCGAAGACCAAUCUGUUUUCUCUCUCAGUAAGAGCAAAAGAUUCUGUCAAACAUUUUCAAGUGGCGUACACUGGAUCUUCGUUCAAAUUUGGUUUUAAUGACUUUUCAAGCUUGAACGAGUUGAUUAAGCAUUUUGCCAAUCAACCCUUAAUUGGCAGUGAGACAGGUACUCUGAUUGUACUGAAACAUCCAUAUCCUAAGAAAGUGGAAGAACCUUCUAUUUAUGAAUCUGUGCGGGUUCAUACAGCAAUGCAGACAGGAAAAACAGAAAUUGAUCUUGUCCCCAACGCACCAUCGCUGGGUACAAAAGAAGGCUAUCUGACCAAACAAGGCGGGAUCGUUAAGAAUUGGAAAACUAGGUGGUUUACAUUGCACAGGAAUGAGCUGAAAUAUUAUAAAGACCAGAUGUCCACAGAGCCAAUCAGAACACUAGACUUAACAGAAUGCACAGCAGUACAGUUUGACUAUUCACAGGAUAAAGUCAAUUGUUUUUGUUUAGUAUUCCCAGUGAGGACAUUUUAUCUCUACGCAAAGACUGGAGUAGAAGCCGACGAGUGGAUUAAGAUAUUGCAGUGGAAACUGUCACAGAUAAGGAAGCAAGCCCGCCAGCGCGAUAGCACACUCAGUCCAUAGAUAUGUCCAUAGGAACUUUGCCUGCAUGAGGUCCAUCAUGCUAGUUCAAGCCAAUGCUCCAUCAAGCCUGCCAUUGUGAAGAACAGAAGAAUUGCAGUGCUGGGUUGGACGAGAAAUCCAUCACCCCCAGCACUGUCUCUGGCGGAUGACCAUACAAAUGUUCCUGGAACUGUCACAUGAAAGCAUGAUGGAACUAGCCAACUCUGAUGACUGUCCCCAGCAUCCUCUAAUCAAAAGAAUCCUGCCUCUGAAGGAAAAUCCAUGUUUAUCUCUUGCAACUCAUAGCGGUAUUGUGUAUUCCAGUCUUUGCUUCCAUGCAUCGUUCUUUUCUAUGUGGAUGAUUCCAGUUGCACAGAAUGAAUGAAAGCACUUCAGGUGUGAACAGUUCACUCAAAGGGAUAUAUUCAUAGUAUGAGCAGCCACUGAACAAUCUGUGAAAAACUCUGUCCCAGCAUACUCUACAGCUUCCCAGUAAUUUCCUCCAAAUUCUUGAGCACAAGCUACAUGUACACUGCAAAGAAAGUUGUUUUAACCUUGUCUGCUACAGGUUCUAAAAUCAUGAUGUAGGUGGUCAGGAUAAAGGUUGAAGAAGACUUAGAGCCCCAUCCAAAGUGGCAGGGGCCAAAUCCACUAGUGAAAGUGGCAUUUAGCCCUGUGGAGGAGUAAAACCACCGGCAUGUAGCUGCCGCUGGCCACCCCUGGUGCUGGGACACUAAUACAGUUGUGUAAAAUAGAGCACAUGCAGCCUAAAAUAGGGACUGGAGGUGGUCAUCUGAUUCACAGUGCAAAUGGAAAUAUGCACCCCUCCCAAAAUUUGCAGUCUACAGUUCAAAUUGAUUCUUGGGACACUUCUGACUACAGCAAUGGAAUCCAGUACAGGUGCACAGUUUUUGAUCCAGCUAGAGCAGUGGUUCUCAACCUUCCUAAUGCUGUGACCCUUUAAUACAGUUCCUCACGUUGUGGUGACCCCCAACCAUAAAAUUGGUAUACCGGUAUAUAAAAUAUAAAAAUACUAUUUUCUGAUGGUCUUAGGCGACCCCUAUGAAAGGGUCGUUUGACCCCCAAACAGGUCGCGACCCCCAGGUUGAGAACCACUGAGCUAGAGCAAAGCAUACGUAUUUGGCAUACUUUGAAAUAUUGUUGUGCCGGUAGCACAAAACUAAUCCCACACCUAUUUAGAGACCAUUGUUAACAUACAGUCACUUUUUUUGCAUUUGGGGAAAGUAUCCUGGGUUGGUCCAACAGCAGCAGAAACAGUUGUAGGUAUGUAUUUGUGAGGACAUGCGUGUGUUUUUGUAUGCAUGUGUACAUUACUGGUAUAGUUACUGAUCACAGAAAGAGAACUCUUCUCUAUAAAGAAGAGAUAAUUAGAAACCAUUAUAAUAUUUUAGUUAGAUAUUUUAAAAAGCUUUUAGAAACAGCACUGUGUCAUAUUUCUUAUGUUUAGUACCAGAAACAUUUCAAAAUAAACUGAAUCCAGCAAACUAGAGAAUAAGAACAGAAGACAGCAGGGUUUUUAAUAAAUGUACCAGGAACAGCAAGAGCUCAUGCAUUCCUGUAUCCUUGUUAUAAAUUUCUAAUGAACUGAUAAUAAAAGAGAAAAAAAGUGA